This is a messenger RNA of Catharus ustulatus (Swainson's thrush), 1590 nucleotides long. RefSeq names its product atypical chemokine receptor 1-like. Gene Ontology annotation, cellular component: membrane. The record is from RefSeq and is a predicted model, not a curated record. Gene Ontology annotation, molecular function: chemokine binding. The transcript has a single exon. Gene Ontology annotation, biological process: chemokine-mediated signaling pathway; inflammatory response. NCBI's taxonomy places the organism in Eukaryota, Metazoa, Chordata, Aves, Passeriformes, Turdidae. The coding region runs from base 430 to 1452 and encodes 340 amino acids.
CAGUUCUGAGCAGGAUCACUGGGGUCCCCGGUGCUGAGCAGGAUCAUGGGGGUCCCUGGUGCUGAGCAGGACCGUGGCUCGCAGCACAGCUCCCUCACAGGAGGCUCUGUGGGGUCUGCACACAUCCUCUGGGGUCUGUGUCCACCCUCCGGGCUCUGUGUCCAAUCUCGGGGGUCUGCACCCCUGUCCAGGGUCUGUGUCCACUCUCCGGGGUCUGCAUCCCCCCACAGGGCUCCGUGUCCCUCCUCUGAGUAAACGGCUCCAUCCCGGCGCCGUUCCCACCCCGGCUGCCACCAGCGAUGUCCCCCCGUGCCCGCAGCGUGUCCCUCCCUGAUAACCCGCCCUGCUCAGCCCGGGGCUGCCCGGGAUCCCCGCACCGGCACCGCCGGAGGUGCCGCCCCGUGGCCGGGAUCAGGGGGAUGCUGUGGGAUGUGGAACCUGCCUGAUGCCCCUCACCCGCAGACCCCCAGCACCCUGGAGACCCAGGGCUCCCUGGACCUGGAGGAAAUCAUGGGCGACUUCUCCUACAACAACACUGACAUCAACGACAUUGACGCCAACUACACCUUCUCGGACUACGACGCCGCACCCUGCCACAACCACUUCUGUCCCCUCUUCGUGCGCGUGGCCCCUCCUUUCCUGGCCACCACCUGCGUCGCGGCCGCGCUGGCCACUGGUGCGCUGCUGGUAGCCCUGGCCAAGCAUCCCCAGGCGUGGCGGUGGCCGCAGGGCCGGGCGCUGGUGGCACAGCUGGCACUGGGCACGGCGCUGUUCGCCGCGCUGCUGCCGGCGCUGGCCGCGGGCAUCGCCCGGGGCUGGCACCUGGGCACGGGGCCGUGUCGCCUCACGCACCUGCUGUGGCACUGGAGCCUGUUCGCCCAGGCGCUGCUGCUGGCCAGCGCCUCCUGCGGCACCGCCUGGGCUCGCUGGGACCCGCGGAGCCGCCGCCUGGCCGUGGCUCUGUGGGCAGGGGCGCUGCUCUUGGCCACGCCGGCGGCUCUGGCCAGUGGGGUGGUGGCGGGCACCAGCUGUGUCCGGCGCAGCGUGGACAUCCUGGACCCGGCGUACCUGCUGCACCUGAGCCUGAGCCUCUGCCUGCUGCUGCUGCUCCCCGCGGGGCUGCUGCUGGCCGCGCUGGCCGUGCCGAGCCUCAGGGCGAGCUGGGCGGCCGGAGCCGGGCUCACCUGGCUCUUCCUGGGGCUCUGGGUGCCCUACGGAGCGGGGCUGAUCGGGGACUUCCUGCUGCAGGCCGGGCUGGUGGAGCACACCUGCGGCUCCUUCCAGCACUUCGACUUCGCCUUGGGGCUGAGCGAGGGGCUGGGGGUGCUGCACUGCAGCCUCGGGCCGCUGGUGCUGCUGCUCGCCUGGCGCUGCCGGCGGCUGCCGAGCUCCGGGGGCUGCACUGCGGAGCCGAACAGAGCCACGGCACCGGACUUGGACUCUCGGCACUGAGCCCCGGGCCCCUGGCACCGGACUUGGACUCCUGGCACAGGACUUGGCUCACCCUGAAAGCAGACCCUGGAUCCUGGGAACCAAUUUUGAUCCCCCAGCACGGAGCUCUGUCCGCCCCUGCACCAGCCAAGAUGCCCC